GUAAAGUUGCAGACAGGAAGUCGUACACCGCUCGCGUUUUCGUCUCUUCGUCUUCGUGUGCUCGAGACGAAAACGCUUUGCCAUCUCGAUCCCUCUCUUCCCCUCUCCCUCCCUCGAAACCUGAAAAUCGGAGCCCCGAAUCCGAUUUCGCCGUCGAUCUCCGCCAUGGAUUUGUCCGAACUGUGGGCGAUCUUCUUUGGCUUCGCCGGCGCCGUGUUCGGCGCCGGCUGGUGGUUCUGGGUCGACGCCGUCGUGUGCAGCUCCGUCACCGUCUCCUUCGUCCACUACCUCCCCGGUAUCUUCGCUUCUUUGGCGGCGCUGAUGUUCAAUUGCGUGAGGAGGGAGGACAUCGAUUACUCUCCUUACGACGACGGCGAGUGGAGGUUGAAGCUUUGGCUUUUCUUUGCCUAUGUUGUUUCCUUUGUCUCUCUGGCAGCAUCUGUGGGCCUAUUAAUUCAAGAUUCACUCGUGACCACUGGACCUUCAGUUUGGACUGGAGUUGCUGGUGUCUUGCAAUGUGUGUUUGUGUUGAUCAGUGGACUAAUUUAUUGGACGGCGCACUCGGAGUGAGGCUGUGAUCUGCGACGAUGUACUUUGUAAACAUAUCAAGAUGGAGGACUCUGUAGAGCGACUAAAUUGUGAUGAUCAUUUGGAUGCACGGAGCAAGCUUCGUCAUUGCAGAGAAGAUGACUAUGUAUAUCUGAAUUCUAUUGUUCUCUGAGUAAGGAAAGGAGGGGCUGUUUUAACUCAAAGCCAUAGCUUUUGUGGGGAAACCCGUUCGACUCGGUCUAUUUGCGGUGUGAGUGUUCAAAUGAGUUUGAUAGUGUAAACGAACCUUUUCCACUC
This is a messenger RNA of Eucalyptus grandis, 846 nucleotides long. Its product is annotated as transmembrane protein 50 homolog. NCBI's taxonomy places the organism in Eukaryota, Viridiplantae, Streptophyta, Magnoliopsida, Myrtales, Myrtaceae. Gene Ontology annotation, biological process: late endosome to vacuole transport via multivesicular body sorting pathway; protein targeting to vacuole. The record is from RefSeq and is a predicted model, not a curated record.